UUGUUCUUUUCACAGGCGCGGGAUCGCUACGCCAUCAUUCUUGGUCGUCGGGUUAAAACGCUCGUCCCAAAUCUACACACUCUACUUCAUUCCACUCUACCUCACAACACAUCUGUUAGUGGUACAAAAAUAAUGCAUCUGGGUGAUACUCUGAGACCUGAACUUGUAGCUGCCCGACUAAUUACUAACGCGGGUUCGCUCCCUCGGCUAGCUACCAUGCCCACCUCACGCGUGCUGUCACUCGGAGCGUCAAAAUCCCUGUUCCGGAAAAGUGGAGCUGUGGCAGCUAAUUCCACCGGUCUAUUCGGCCAAAUUACCCGAGAUAACACAUCACUGGACACUGGCCAGAUCGCGGAUAAAGUCGGUAACGCUGCCGACGCCACUGCAUCCGUGAGCACAAAUAAAUCACUAGUCGCAGCCCAGUUGAAGUCUAUCAGCGCGAACCGAAUACAACCAGACACAAUUCGACGCAAGGCAGCCCGUCUGCUUGCAGCCAAAUCCUCGCUGGCCUGUAUAUUCUAUCCAAAAUUGUUCACGAAUUAUAUUAAACUUCAGGCACAACGGGACCGUAGAAAGAAGUAUCGUAAAACCAAGCACAAAGCAUGGCUUCUUCGCAAGUUGUCUCGUUCGGCCGGGGUUCAUACGAUUGGCACCAGUGGUACACACAUUCGCAUAACUGAGAAGAUGGAGACGGUUCAACCCCUGUCUAAACUUGUCGAUCGGCCGUUGACGGAUAACUCGUCAUCAUCUGAUUCCGAUAACGAUUUGCUGUCUGCGCAACUAAAUCAGCCAACAACAACAUCCCCGAUGGAUGAGGACGAAUGCGUAACAGAUGAGCAACCGAGAAAACGACGAAAAGUCGACCGAAACAGUAAAACCCCACCGGUGGGCAGAUGCGUUCCACGCUCGUCCACCGGCUCAGCCAGACGGUCGCUUCGCGUCAAACCCAAGCCGUCUAUCGGUGUGACUGGUUGA
Messenger RNA from Echinostoma caproni, 975 nucleotides. The record is from the annotation of a GenBank genome assembly. NCBI's taxonomy places the organism in Eukaryota, Metazoa, Platyhelminthes, Trematoda, Plagiorchiida, Echinostomatidae.